CUGUGGUUUCUGUACACAGGACAUGUCGAUAUCAAUGUCAACAACGCGUUCGAUUUAAUGUCCAUUGCAGACUACUUUCUUUUCACCGGCCUGAAAUAUCUUUCCAGUAAGUUCAUUCAAGAAACGUUUUGUGUUUCAAACUGCAUCAUGGCAUAUUAUUCCAGCGUGAAGUAUCAUUGUUCAGAAUUACAAGAAGCCGCCAGACGCUUCAUUUUUGCCAACUUUAUGCACGUGGCGAGAACUGAAGACUUCCUUAGUUUAAGCGCCGAGGAAGUUGAGGAAUGGAUUUCAAGUAACGAGGUGGUUAUCAAAGAUGAAGAGGAAAUUUUUAGGGUCAUUUUGAGAUGGACGGAGAAAGCUGUUGAUAGAAAGCAAAGUUUCUGUACCCUAUUUCGUCAUCUGCGUUGUUUGUAUAUCCCACUCAGCUACCUUGUUACGGUCAUUUUACAACACGAGCUCGUGAAAAACGAGAAAAAAUGUAUGGACUCAGUGCUUAAUGCCAUGAGAGAAUUUUCUGAUGGAACAGAUGCAUGUUUUUUUAAGCAGUCACCAAGAAGUUGCCUGAGAACCCAGGAGGAAGUCAUUUUUGGUUUUGGAGGAGAAGAUGGUAACAAGUUGGUUUGUUACCAGCCAUCUGAGAACAAAUGGUACCAGAUGCCAGGACUACAAUCCUGUCGAAAUAGAUUUUCUCUCGCUACAACCGUUUGCAAAAGUAAGCUCUAUGUUGUUGGUGGAAGUACUGCAGAAUUUACAGUUGAAUGGUAUGACCCAGUUGUAAACACUUGGUCACCAAUCAAGUCUUUCAAACAGAAAAUCAAGUUUCCUGCUGCUGUCACAUUCCAGGGCUGUCUGUAUGUGAUUGGUGGGUUAGAUAUGGAUGAUGAACCCUUGAACACAGUACAACGAUACAACCCUGACACAGACUUCUGGCAAGAAGUUGCCCCACUUAGUUGUGGCCCGAGGUCUAGAGUAGGUGUUGUGUCUGAUGGAAGCUACAUCUAUGCAAUUGGAGGAAUGAAUUCAUUUGACAUAUUGAAUACAGUUGAAAAGUUUGACCCUAAAAUGUCUUCCUGGAGUGCAGUUGCACCAAUGCAGGCACAAAGAAAACACCUUUGUGGUGUAAAUUUAAAUGGCAGAAUUUUUGUUUUCGGAGGAGUUUAUGAUGAAACUGGUGGAUGUCCUUGUGAGGUGUACGACAAAGAAGCAAAUAUUUGGACUGAAAUUUCAAAUAACUUCGCCCUGAGAUUCCCAGCAAGUGCUCUGCAUUUCAAGGAGCAAAUUUUUGUGUUUGGUGGAUUUGGUGUAGAUCAGAGUUUUUUCCAAGAAAUGAUAUUACAAGUUUAUGAUGUCAAAGCAAAUGAGUGGAAGCCGUGCAGCAAUGCUUCACUUGGAUCAUGGUUGUACAAACUUUCUGCUGGGAGGAUUUCCAGAGAACUUUUGAAUUCUUGUGAAUCAAUUUCAGUACUUUAAAGUAAUGUUCCCUGAGGUCUCAUGAGUUAAAUAUUUAAUAUUCUAGUUCAUAUCUGGUUAAAAACACACUGAGUCACCAAAACAAACAGGGUUUUGGAGGAAAUUAAUCCCUAACCCAAAUGAGGCCUUUAAAGUUCAGUUGACAAAAAAAAAAAUAAAAUGGGAUAAAAAAAGGUCUUUGAUUUAACAGAUACAGUGAAACCUCUAUUAAGCGGGCACCUUCGGGACCUUCCCAAGUGUGCGCUUAAUGGAGGUUGUAAAAGUUGCACAAUGUCUGUUAGCCAUCGACAUUCAAUGGUUACUCUGUACUGUGAUAAAGUUGCAUGUUGUUAAAGAAGCUAUCUAGAGUUCAAGUUCAUUACCUUUCAUUACCAACUUUAAUUUGUCUGUAAAUGCAAAAACAUUAACUGACUUCAGAACGUAUUUCAAGGGCGUAAUCCAAUACUCCUAUUGUCAAUUAAGUCUGGUGUCCGCUUGAUAGAAGUUUUUAACAAUAGAAAUUAGCCAAAUACAACUUAUUUUAGUGUCAGCAUCCGCUUAAUGGAGGUGUCUGCUAAGAAGUUAAUUUCAGGAUCCGGCUUAGUGUCCACUUAAUAGAGGGUGUCUGCUUAAUUGCGGGUCCGCUUAAUAGAGGUUUCACUGGGGAGGUGCAAUCCAACCAGGAGAGAGCCAAGAACAACACUGGAGGCUGAAGUCUCUAGUGGGGCAAAGAUUACAUUGUCUGGGACUGAAUUUUGAGGGUAGGUAAAAGUGAAUCUAAAGUCGUGCAUAUUUCUCAAAUAUUUGAAUUUUAAAGUUAUGUUUAGGUAAGGGACCAUUCAUUUUUAAUGGGGGAGGGUUAUGGGUGCUCCUGUAGCAUAUGAUGACCCCCCUCUUCAUAAGACAUUUUUUGGGGUGGCCCCACCUUGUAUCCCAAAUUGAGUUUUAUUUAAAAAAAACGGCAAACCUCUAUUAAACAAUCAGUUGGCAUUCCCCCCCCGGGGGGGGGGCUACAAAAAAAAACGAAUAAUUGAAGUGGUCAGUCCAGUGGCGCAAACUGUGCAAACAAAUUGCACAGUUAAGGUGUUUACAGGGUCCGGCUAAAAGUGGAACCAUAUCGUUAAAAAAUUGUGACUUAUUUCUGCUCAGGUAAAAAAACUUGCACACUUUGCCGUUCAAAAUCUUGGACGAUUCUGCGAGUGCAUGCCGUGUAAACGAAAGGCGGAUUCGUACAAGUUUUUGUCCGCUCAUAAAUUUGUCCGGAACCAUAAAACGGGGUGUAAAUGAGGGUCUUCUCUUUAACUAUCUACAGCAAUUAAUAAACAAUCUGUUUUCAAAGACAUCCCAUAAAAUAAAUAAGUAACAGUGGAACACUUUUCUUCUCUGCUACAGUCACCAAAAUCCGGAACAAGAAAUUGCAGUUUGCAAAACUGAUCAAGUCUUGCAAUUUUUAAAAUGUUCAGUCUUGUUUUAACAGGGAAGAAAACGUUUAUAACAGUUAUUCUUCCCGGCUGAUUCCCUCAACCCUGUCCACUUUAUAUCUAUCACGCACACGAUCGUCACUUUUAGCAACCCGGCUUUCACUAAACUAAUUGAGUUACUCAAUUGGUUCCUUACUAUACAUGCAUGCCUCCUCAACUUCAACCAAACGUAACUCCCCUUCAACGGUUAUAAAAAGAGCAAUAGGUUUAAUGAGCAAAACAACUGUGCACGUGCAUCACGCUUUUUUGUACAUUUCUUUGCUGUCCCUGCACAACAACGACAUGAAAUGACCACAUUUUAAGUUUGACUUGAGUACGGGAACGGUAUGAUCUCUGUCUGAACUCGGGCGUGGCCCCCUCCCUUCAGCUCCAAACAAAAUUCCCUUCUUUUAAGUAACAGGGCGAAUUCGGAUAAUCGCGAAAACGUUUGAAAGGAUGCGAAGUCUAUUUUUCCGCGACGUUUCCAUGGACGUUGUUCUUUGUCGGAUCGUAAGGUCGCUAAUUUUGUCAUUUCACGUCGCAUGCAGUUCUGGUACAGCUAAGAAUUUACAGAAAAGCGUUAUGCACGUGCAGAGUUGUUGUUUUUCAGAUUAAACCCAUUGCUUUUUUCAUGUUCCCGUUGCCGUCGCCGUCAUUGUUUUAUAAGGUCCCUACUUAAGGUCUCACGACGUCGACGGCAACGAGAACGUCAAAAAAAAAGCAAUAGGUUCUUAAUUAGCAAAACAACAACUCUGCAGCGUACAACACACUUUUUUGUACAUUUGUUUACCCUCACUGCCCGACUACGACGUGAAAAUGCCCUAUUAAUUUGUCAGGUAGUAUGAAGGACGUAAACAUGGUAAACGAGCGACGACAAAAUUUUCUUUCUCUUUCUGAACUUGAACGUGGUUCUAAGGAAUUCACAUCCUCGGAGACCCAGGGGCAGAUAAUAACGAAUAAUUUCGCGUUCUUUCACGACGUAGUGCUGUGAAAAAAGGGUGAGGCACAUGCAAAAUUGUUCUUUUGCUACAUAAACGUUCUGCUUGUUUGACAUUCUCUUUGCUCUCGUCGUCGUGACAUCUCAAAUUCCCUAUCUCCAUUGUAGCAGGAGUGCCCUCACCUCUUUUCUUUCUUUUUAUUAUAUUUACCCGUAAAUAGGUGUGCGGGUCGUGCGCGGGCCGACUGUACUGUCGAGCGGGCCCUCUCUUUUAACGAGAAUUUGCCGAUGGCCAAAAGGAUCGCAGCUCCAGAAAAAGAAUUCGACCACGCAUGCGUACGGUUUUGGCGCGUUUCUCUGAUUCUCUCAGUUUGUUUUGCUUGAAUUUUUCAUAUUUAAGAGGCCUUUUUUCUGUAUUUAACAGUCUAUCAUUAACAUGGAUUCUCUUCUUGAACCAGUAAUUGAGACUGACAAGGAAACCUUUUGUUUGCAAAUAAUGAAACGCCUGGAUUGCCUGCGAAGAAACGAGCAUUUGUGUGAUGUGACUCUAGAAGUUGGAUCCGGCGAUGGUCUAGCUCGCUUGAAAGCUCACAGAAACGUGCUGUGUGCUGCCAGCCCGUUCUUUUACAAUGCCCUCAACACGGAAAUGAAAGAAAAAAAAGAAGGAGUCAUUCGACUGAAAGAUACAAGCAAAGCUUUGAUGGAAGAAGUGCUGGAGUAUUUGUACACAGGACAUGCUGAUGUCAAUGACAAGAAUGCGUAUGAGUUGAUGGCUGUUGCAGAUUAUAUUCUUAUUCCAAGCCUGAAAUAUGUCUGCAGUGAGUACAUCCAACAAACUUUGAGUAUUUCAUCCUGUUUGAUGGCUUAUUAUUCCAGUGUAAAGUAUCAAUGUGCUGAAUUAAAACAAGAAGCCAGGAGCUUUAUAUUUGCUAAUUUUAUGGCUGUUACAGAAACAGAAGACUUUCUCAAUUUGAGUCUUGAUCAAGUUGAGGAAUGGAUUUCAAGUGAUGACAUAGUGGUCAAAGGUGAAGAAGAAGUUUUUAAGGCCAUCUUGAAGUGGACUCAGAAAAACGCUCGCAGAAAACGAAGCUUUAGUCACCUUUUUUGCCAUGUGCGUUGUGUGUAUAUCUCACCCAAUUUCCUUUUCACGAUUGUUUUGCAACAUGAGUUUGUGAAAAACGAGAAGAAGUGUAUGGAUAUGGUUCUAAGUGCCCUAAAAGAGUCUACGGAUGGAACAGAAGCAUGCUUUUUGAAGCAACCACCAAGAAGUUGCCUAAGAACCUAUGAGGAUGUCAUAUUUGGUUGCGGAGGUGUAGAUGGAAGCAAGUUGGUUUGUUACCUUCCAUCGGAGAACAAGUGGUACAAGUUGCGAUGCCAGAAAGGUUCUCGAAACAGGUUUGCUCUUACCACAAGUGUUUGCCAGAGUAAAUUAUAUGUUGUGGGUGGAAAUAUAAGUGGUUCUGUGGCUGCAAGGUAUGAUCCAAUCAUCAACAAAUGGUCAUCCAUCAAGUCUUUUAGGCAGGAAAUCACUCAUCCUGCUGCUGUUACAUUCCGUGGAUUUCUGUAUCUGAUUGGUGGGGUAGAUAACAAUAAGGGAACUUUGAGUACAGUGCUACGAUACAACCCUGAUACAGACCUAUGGCAAGAAGAUGCCCCUCUCUGUGGUCCAAGAUCUAGAGCAUGUGCAGUAUCUGAUGAAAACUACAUCUAUGCAAUUGGAGGGAUGAGUUCAUCUGAGGCUUAUGACUCAGUUGAAAAGUUUGAUCCUGAAACUAAUUCAUGGAAUCUAAUUGCAUCAAUGCAGGGAAAAAGAAGAAACCCCUGUGGUGUUAGUUUAAANAAAGAGUCUACGGAUGGAACAGAAGCAUGCUUUUUGAAGCAACCACCAAGAAGUUGCCUAAGAACCUAUGAGGAUGUCAUAUUUGGUUGCGGAGGUGUAGAUGGAAGCAAGUUGGUUUGUUACCUUCCAUCGGAGAACAAGUGGUACAAGUUGCGAUGCCAGAAAGGUUCUCGAAACAGGUUUGCUCUUACCACAAGUGUUUGCCAGAGUAAAUUAUAUGUUGUGGGUGGAAAUAUAAGUGGUUCUGUGGCUGCAAGGUAUGAUCCAAUCAUCAACAAAUGGUCAUCCAUCAAGUCUUUUAGGCAGGAAAUCACUCAUCCUGCUGCUGUUACAUUCCGUGGAUUUCUGUAUCUGAUUGGUGGGGUAGAUAACAAUAAGGGAACUUUGAGUACAGUGCUACGAUACAACCCUGAUACAGACCUAUGGCAA
Messenger RNA from Porites evermanni, 6115 nucleotides. The record is from the annotation of a GenBank genome assembly. Lineage: Eukaryota; Metazoa; Cnidaria; Anthozoa; Scleractinia; Poritidae.